This is a messenger RNA of Diatraea saccharalis (sugarcane borer), 2022 nucleotides long. The record is from the annotation of a GenBank genome assembly. NCBI's taxonomy places the organism in Eukaryota, Metazoa, Arthropoda, Insecta, Lepidoptera, Crambidae.
AUGGAUCCUAGUAUGCUCCCCACAAUACAGAAGAUAAUACAAAAUCACCGCCAAAGUUACAAAACGGCGUCCUUGGAGGUGCGUCAAGUUGGAAGACGCGCCGUUAGCCAACUCUCCGGUCGCGGCAUGGGAGAUGAAGUCCUCAUCAUUCAUUACAACGAUGUAUAUAAUAUCGAACAGACCACGAACACAGAACCUGUGGGAGGUGCCUUAAGGUUUAGCACAGCGGUGAAGGCGCUGCAUCAUCUGAACCCCCUUAUAUUGUUCAGUGGCGAUGCAUUCUCACCCAGCAUGCUAAGCACAUUUACAAAAGGUGAACAGAUGGUGCCAGUUUUAAAUGAAAUCGGGACGCACUGCGCCGUCUUUGGGAACCAUGACUUUGAUUUCGGCCUUGAUGUCUUAUCAGGGUUGGUGGCACAGUGUAGUUUCCCUUGGCUUAUGUCAAACGUAAUAGACAAUGAAACGGGACGCCCUCUAGGCGACGGGAAGAUAACGCACGCUCUUAUGUGUAACGGACACAAGAUCGGACUUAUAGGUCUAGUCGAACAGGAAUGGUUAGACACUCUAUCCACGAUAAACCCAGAGGAAGUGACUUUCAUAGAUUUCUUACAAGCCGGUAACAAAUUGGCGUCACAGUUGAAGCAAGAAGGUUGCGAAUACGUGAUAGCUCUGACGCAUAUGCGCACGCCGAACGACGUAAAGUUAGCCGAGGGAUGCAACGAAAUAGAUUUGAUAUUGGGCGGGCACGAUCACGUGUAUGAAGUUCUCGAGGUAACCUUAGGAACCGUUGAGGUAAAUAAUAGGUAUAUAGUAAAGAGUGGUACAGAUUUCCGUCAGUUCUCGAAGAUCACCAUCACAUUCGAGGGCGCGCCUCGUGUCAACAUUGAGGAAGUACAAGUGACAAGCGCGUGCGCAGAAGACCAAGCUCUCAAGGCGAAGGUCGAUAAAUAUUCCGCUAUGAUCGAAGGCAAAAUGGACGAAGUUCUAGGCAAGUUCUGUGUGCCUUUAGAGGGUAGAUUUUCCUGUAUCAGACGGCAGGAAUGCAAUCUUGGCAACUGGGUGUGCGAUGUACUACUAGCCGCUACUGGGGCUGAUCUCGUGAUACUAAACUCUGGCACAUUCAGGUCUGACCAGGUUCAUCCAGCUGGUGAUUUUACACUCCGUGAUUUAUCUACCAUCAUCCCCAUGAGGGAUCUCCUCGUGGUGGUGGAGGUGACCGGUUCUGUGAUCCUGGAAGUAUUAGAGAACUCGGUUAGCAAGUAUCCGAGCCUGGAGGGACGGUUCCCACAGGUAGCGGGUAUAUCGUUCGCUUUCGAUCCAUCAAAGCCGCCGGGCGAGCGUGUAGCGGAACAAGUCGUCAAAAUCGGUGACGAAUACCUACAAAGAGAUCAGAAGUACAGAUUAGCAAUCAAGCAAUACUUGUACAACGGCAACGAUGGCUUCACUAUGCUGCCCAAAUGUAAAAUAUUGAUAUCAGAAGACAUGUGUCCCGAAGUGGGUAUGGCGGUACAAAACCACUUCGCGGCCAUCAACGUGCGGACGGGAAGAGCUAGACCAUCUAAACAUAGACAGUCGCUAGUCACACUCAGCAGAAGACAUAGUUUAGUGAAGAUGUUAGAUGGCAGCGAGCUGGACGGUCCACCACCUCUGAGGAGGGCUUCCUCCGUUGCUACCGAGCCUACUUCUCAUACAACACAUCAUAGAGUCUUAAAAACAACCGAAGACAUAACGCCGCCUUUGUUUGAGACGGCGCCAACGUUCGAUGCCACAGUGCGUAUUAAAACUGAAAAUUUAACUAUCGGAAUAAAAAUGUAUCUGUUGGAAUAUCAUAUUUUCUGGUUGUUAACACGUAGGGCUUCCUUAGAUGACUUGGAGCAGCAGUCGUGCGAACUAGCGCCCAAAAUAGACAACAGAAUCAUUGUGCUGGAUAAGAAAGAAAAACUGCAAGCAUUAUUGGCAGAACGGGCUCGAUGGGAAUCUGACGCCGUCAUAAAAGAAGUAGAAGACGAAAACUCACCAUAA